Messenger RNA from Tricharina praecox, 3437 nucleotides. RefSeq lists its product as uncharacterized. Lineage: Eukaryota; Fungi; Ascomycota; Pezizomycetes; Pezizales; Pyronemataceae. Gene Ontology annotation, molecular function: chromatin binding. The transcript has 4 exons. The record is from RefSeq and is a predicted model, not a curated record. Gene Ontology annotation, biological process: chromatin organization; negative regulation of transcription by RNA polymerase II. Gene Ontology annotation, cellular component: pericentric heterochromatin. Bases 277 to 3129 code for a protein of 950 amino acids.
ACGGGGACGCUAGGUUAGUAACUAUGACUUGUCGCGUUCUCCCAACAACCCCCGUCGCGUCCUUCCUUCACCAACCCCACCACCCCACCACCGUCUACCUCAAUCAACGCUCGUGUUCUUAUUCAACUACCCCGCCAUCCACCAUCUCACCGUCUCAUCCAAGCCUCGUCAAUUGCGGCCUAAUUCCAACUACAUCAACCUACUUCCACUUACUUCGCCGACCCCAAAAAUUCCACGGUUGAUAGCUCUCCUCAUCUUUAGAGGACAACCGACAAUAUGUUUAGAGCUCGUCCCCCCGAUGCGGACCCGGAGAGUGAUGAAGACAGUAUCACAACAGCCUCUACGGAGGCCAGCGAGGAAGCCGAAAACCAGGAAUUUCCAGUGAAGGAGAUAUUGGCAGACAAAUGGUCCGAAGUCUUCCAAGCCCCUGUUUAUCUGGUGUACUGGGACGGCUACCCACUUGAUAGGGCAACGUGGGAGCCAGCCAGCUCUUUCGACGAAGGGAGAGAGUACAUCAUCACCGACUACCUGAAGAGCAAGGGCCAACGGGAAGAAUUCGACUGGCAGAAAUGGGACGAAGACCGUGAGAGGGACGCACUCGUGAAGUACGAGCGGCACAAGCGGAGGGCUGCUAAGAAAAAAAGGAGGGAAAAGGCAGCGAAACCCCAAGCGCAACAAAAGAAGCUAAAGCGCGGCGUGGCAAAGCCGGUUACGAGGCCGAAGAGGGCCGCCAAACGGACAACCGUUGAUGAAGUUCCUGACGUUGAUCUUACCGGCUUUGUGGUUGACGAUGACGACAACGACGAUGACGAAGACCCGGAUUCGGAUGUUCCCAUAAUACGGCGAGCAAUGCGCAAGAGGAGAAGCAUCGUGGUGGUUUCUGAGACCGAGUACCCGACAGAGUCUGAGAGAGUUAGUGACGGCGAUGCCGAUUCACUGAUGGAGGACUUGGCGGAAGACAGCGCCCAACUGAGAACCCCCAGGACCAAGUUGAGAAGAGCAGAUUAUGACAACGGCAGUCUGGCUGCGGAACACGCCGGCGCAACGGACAGCGCUCCACUGAAAGCCUCCGAGGCAAAAGUGAGAAGACCGAUACCUAAGAGACGCGAAACUAGCCCGCAUCGUGGACGUGAACCUAGCCCGCAUCGUCGACGCAUGACUGCCAACAUUCCACCUACACAGGAGACUGCCAAGGUCCCCAUGAUCUACAAUAAGCUUUCAAUACGGAACAUGGUCCAAAAAAAGUCCAAGAGGGAUCUGGCUCCCCCUGCCGAGUUGUUACAGCUUUUCAAGCCUGGUGAAGGGGGAGCAAUAUCGCGUCCGACGAAAACAGUCCCAGUCCCAGUUGCUCAAACCCCGACCAUUCAGGAGCAGCCAAUGCAGAAGCAGCCAACACAGAAACAACCAACACAGAAGCAGCCAACACAUAAGCAACCAACACAGAAGCAGCCAAUACAUAAGCAUCCGAUACAGAAGGGACGUCGCAGCCCUAGUCCGCCUGCAACGGGGAGCCCGGGUUCUCCUCCAGCAGGUCCUCCCAAGAGGAAAGUCAAGAUCCAGAUGAAUCAGAUAAAGCUGGCAGAUGAAACUGAAACCUAUGCGACUUUUAAAUGUGCGGUCGAAUAUGGACCAUCGCUUAAAGCCAUGCGAUCCCUGGGUACAAUCAAAUUCUUGGGCUUCGGCACUGAGUUUUUGGCCAUGCUGCACGAUCUGCAGCUAGAAAAGAUGUGGAUUUCUAAAACCCUGGAAGCCAAGUACCUUGCAGAACGGUUUAUUCCUGUCUAUGGUCCGCCACUCGAAUACGUCGACAUGGAAUUUGAAUCUGAAUCCCCCGAACUCCCAGGGCUGUUGUCUGUCUUGUCGAUUUUGCAGGGGGCUGGAAUGGUUGUUCAUAAGGAAUUUACUCUGAUAGUGUUUCAGCCAUCCCUUGAAAAGCUUCGGAAUUCUUUCAAGGUUCCACAGCAAAGACGAAAGACGGCCCUUCGAGCUGUCUUGUAUCCACCAGUUGGCGUUGAGGUUCCUAUUCCCCAGCAGGACACGCCUAAGCCUCAGAAGGCGCUGGAUGAUGGCUUCGAUCGGUACUUGUCGAACCUUAUGUUCAGGCACUUAAAAUGCUAUAAAGAUCUUCUCACGACAAGAAAGGACUCCGAUUCGACAGAUCCCAAGAUGGUGCUGAGCUAUUGUACUACGUACUGUCCAGAAAUCGCUAAGCCCGAGCGUCUGGAACUGGAAAAUGUCCUCCGGCUGCAGGGCCAUCGCAUUUUCAAGAUUCACGACACACCGGAAAUAGAGAAGAAGUCGAGGCAGAAGAAGAUCCACGUCGUCGUGUUUAUACACCAAUCAAUGCGGUUCCACUUACAUCUCCUGCCUCACAUCGACGUGCUUCGCAACAUGAAUAGAGUUUCGUUCCGCAUGUUUGGCCUGAGACUCGACCGCGGCCCCGAUCCCAGCAAGAAGCACCUGAUCACAGUCGACGAACGCAUCUGGCCCUUUGGUUCCGUCAUAUUGAUGACCAACAGAUUUCUUGCAUGUCAUGUCUCUGUCGUGGGCCAGGUGCUCAUGUACCAGAAGGUGAAAGCGGCGUCCACGAAGUUCUGCGUUGCUUCUGAUUUCAGAGACCGGCUAGAAGCAUUCGCGAUUACAUUGGCUCGGCUCGGUGGCGAUCCCGCACUGGGUCAGGAGGUUCUCACCAUCACCUACAGGCUUGAAAGCCACAUCGUGUCUGAGACUUCCGAAGAUGUGAUCUCACUUGAAUUACCUGAACGAGCCGCGCCGCCGAGAUUCGCCUCGCCUGGAAUGAUGGAUCUGGAGCCUGGCGAGAUUCCCGCUGCUUGUAAUGAGCUCGAGCUUGUAGCUGCAGCUGCCGAACGAGAACUUGAUACUGAGGCCGAGUUUGAAAACAUGAUCGACAUGUUUGCGCUACUCCACCUCGAGCAGGCAACCGAGCACAGGAGAUUCAUCGUUUGUCAUUCUCAGAGUGAAUCGGCACAGGCCCAGGAUUUUCAGAAGUUGUUUCCGACUAUCACGUUCGUCGAUCCUGAAAAGGCCGUGAAGGAGCUUCACCCCCCUGGGUCGGCGAGAGGUACCAAUUUCCGCAAUCUCCGCACUGCUCCCAUUACGAAAAAGUGACCACCUGCACGACACUCUCCCAUGUCCAUUGCAUUCAUCGCAAUUCGAUUGACUCUUUUUUUUCCCUUUUCAUACGAGUGAAUUGCAUGGUGCUUGGUUUUUUUUGUUGUUCUCAAGCUUCUUUCAGCGCACACGUAUAAUAGGGGAGUUACGGUUUUUCGGUCUUUUUUUCUCAGGACUUUUGUGUAGACAGUGGGAUAUCAUUUCGGGUGUGUUUUCAGGUCUUGUUUGUCAUACGGUGUAGUUUUACAUUCUCAUAUGCGAUCCCAAUGAGACAGGCUCAGUUACAGUAUAUACAUUACAUCUAA